GCUCGUCCCGGCCGCCUGCUGCAGCCCUCCUCCCCUGACCUGCGGCUCUCACGAACGCUCAACACACACAGCCUCCCCGCACGCACGCCCAACAUGCCCGCGCCUGCGAAAUUCACCACGUUCAUCGACGAGCACGCCGACAGCUUCAUCCAGCGGCUGAAGGAGGCGGUGGCGAUCCCUAGCGUGAGUGGCGAGCCGAAUCACCGCCAGGAUGUCUUCAAGAUGGGCAGCUGGCUGCAGAAGCAGCUCGAGGCGCUCGGCGCGCAGACCAAGUCAGUCGACCUCGGCAAGCACAUCAUGGACGGCGAGGAACUGCAGCUGCCCCCAGCGAUCUUCGGGCGGAUUGGCGACGACCCGAAGAAGAGGACGAUCCUCAUCUACGGCCACUACGACGUGCAGCCCGCGAACAAGAGCGAUGGAUGGGACACGGAGCCGUUCACCCUCAUUGUCGACAACGACACUGGCAAGCUGAUUGGUCGUGGGUCGACAGACGACAAGGGUCCGAUUCUCGGAUGGCUGAACGUCCUGGAAGCACACAAGGCGCUCGGGCUCGAGCUCCCUGUCAAUCUGCGCUUCUGCUUUGAGGGGAUGGAGGAGAGCGGUAGCGAGGGUUUGGACGAGCUCAUCGCAUCCGAGGCGGCGAAAGGCAAGGAUGGCUGGUUCGGUGGCGUAGACGCCGUUUGCAUUUCCGACAACUACUGGCUGAAUACCCGCACGCCGUGUCUGACCUACGGUCUCCGUGGGCUUGCGUACUUCAAGCUCACCGUCUCCGGGCCCGCACGCGAUCUGCACUCCGGUGCCUUCGGCCGCGCAGUGCACGAGCCCAUGACCGACCUUGUCAUCCUCAUGAGCAAACUCGUCGCGCCCGACGGCAAGAUCCUCGUCCCCGGAGUCGACGACAUGGUCUCCGCCGCGACCGAGGAAGAAAAGAAGAUCUACGAUAAGCUCGACUACAGCAUCCAGGACAUCGAGGAGGCUGUCGGCGCACCGAUCGCGCUCUCGUCCGACAAAGCGGCCGUGCUGAUGGGCCGCAUGCGUUACCCGUCGCUCUCGCUGCACGGCAUUGAGGGCGCGUUCUACGGCGCAGGUGCUAAGACGGUCAUCCCCGCGAGCGUCUCGGGCAAGUUCAGCAUCCGGUUGGUUCCUCCGCAGACACCAGAUGCGGUCGAGCCACUCGUGCAGGCGUACCUCCUCGCUGAGUUCAAGAAGCUCAACUCGAAGAACAAACUCAAGGUGGAGAACUUGCACGGGGGCAAGCCUUGGGUCGCGGACUACAAGCAUUGGAAUUACCAGGCGGGCAUCAAGGCGACGGAGGCGGUGUACAAGCGGACCCCGGACCUCACGCGCGAAGGCGGGUCCAUCCCAGUCACGCUCACGUUCGCAGAGAGCCUGGGCGUGAACGUCCUUCUGCUGCCCAUGGGCCGUGGCGACGAUGGCGCUCACUCAACGAACGAGAAGCUUGACAAGGCAAACUUCAUCGAAGGCAGCAAGCUCCUGGGCACCUACCUGUACGAAGUCAGCGCGAUCGCUGCAUGAAUGACCUCUAAGUUGUUGUCCUGGAUCAAAGGUGUAGGUACACCGGGAAAAUGUGCGGGAUCUGAAGUGUACUAUUUGCUGUGUGUACAAGAGCUUUGUAGUGCUACGCGAUGCAAUUGUGGUGUUUAAACCUAAGUCAUUUAAACGCCUCAAACAAUGAGUGGGCCAUUGUCACUUGCGCCGACGCAUGGAUAUGA
Fomitopsis serialis is the source of this 1733-nucleotide messenger RNA. Its product is annotated as CNDP dipeptidase. Gene Ontology annotation, molecular function: metallodipeptidase activity. NCBI's taxonomy places the organism in Eukaryota, Fungi, Basidiomycota, Agaricomycetes, Polyporales, Fomitopsidaceae. Bases 94 to 1536 code for a protein of 480 amino acids. Gene Ontology annotation, biological process: proteolysis. The transcript has 9 exons. The record is from RefSeq and is a predicted model, not a curated record.